Molecule: messenger RNA, 569 nt
Organism: Drosophila pseudoobscura
Lineage: Eukaryota; Metazoa; Arthropoda; Insecta; Diptera; Drosophilidae
Product: translation machinery-associated protein 7 homolog
Exons: 2
Coding region: 155-349 (64 amino acids)
Source: RefSeq, a predicted model, not a curated record
UUUAUAUUUUGCUUAUCGAUUCACAGGGUAAGCUUGAAAAAAAUAUCGGUACUUUUGUGCGAUAAGCACCAAUGUUAGGGCUCAAUAAUGUUUAUCGAUAAAGACUGUGACAACCAACCGUGUGGAGAAAACGUGAUAAAAACACUCUGAAAUCAUGACUGGACGUGAGGGUGGUAAAAAAAAACCAUUGAAGGCGCCUAAGAAAGACGCCAAGGACAUGGACGAUGAGGAAAUCGCAUUCAAGCAAAAGCAGAAGGAGCAGCAGAAGGCCCUAGACGCAGCCAAGGCUAACGCCUCUAAGAAGGGACCCCUCGUCGGCGGCGGCAUCAAGAAGUCCGGAAAGAAGUGAUUGCACUGCCUACCAGCUGCUAGAAACGAAAUUCACACACAAACCAAUAAGAAGAGGCAGAAUCAGAACAACAGAAACACGAACAUUUGCAGCCUCCAGUUUUCGCGUCAGAACCAUGGACCAAGAUUUAUUGUAGUGUGUGAAAACUAGAAGCAUCUGUACCCUUUUUUUAUACUUACCAAUAUGUACGAUUAAAUAAUGCUAUAUUUAUAUAAACUUG